AUGGCGGAAGUUGCAAAACCAAACGAACCCACCUCGAGAGGAUUACGAUCUUGGUUCUCGCACAAGCUCAGGCCUCGAUCGUCGGCCAAUGGCAAAAAGGCUACACCUCCACCUCCAGAGCGAAAGUCAUAUGUCCCACGUUAUGCGCAAAGAGACAUGCUCAUGUCCGUCCCCAUCGCUGACAGGCCUGACCAAAACGGUCGACCGCAAAGCGUUCGGCACCAAAGUGCUUGUUCCGACAUUGGGUUCAUGCCUACAGAUUCAUCCUCGCGGAGUAUCCGCUCUGUACGCCCUCAUCUGAUGCCACGCAAUGUCAGCGCACCUAUUGGACUCUCCGGCAGUCGAAGCGGCACCUCUACACCCGGCAGCAUCAAGACAUCCUACAGCCAUCAUGGUCCAAGUGGCUCAUCAUCUUCCGCCAAUCUCUCCAAUAUCAAUUCAUGGCGCGGCGAGGCAGGAUCUUCAACACCCCGGUCAUUACAAGAUUUUCAAAUAGGCUCGGACUCUCCUCACCAGCGACCAAUGUGGGAAAAUUUCGAUCAAGUCAUGAGCUCCGUGAGUCUUUCCGAGCUUGACCGACCACCACACCGCCGAAAGAGUUCCUCCUCGAGCUACCACAGCAGAGGCUGGUCAACAAACCACCACAAUUAUGCACCGCCACGGACCGUACAUACCAGCGACAUCAACGGAAAUCAGCAAUCAUAUUUUAACCACCAGGGUAUUCCAGACAAGCGCCGAGCAAGCGUAAGCAGUUUGAACGUCACCAAAAACCCCGCCCCAAUGGACAAAGGCAAAGGACGCGCAAGCUCUGAGACGUUGUCACCCGUUUCACGACCAGGAAGCGGCAGUAUGUAUGGUUACCACGGAGAAUUGCGACUUACGGCGCCAUCGCGGUUACGCAAUGAGCACAUCCUCGAACCGGUGUUUGACGAAGAACAUGAAAGUGAUGAUGAUGGACUUUACCUCCGACGUCCCACAACGGCAGCAACGACGAUCAGAACACCCUCUCGACGCCACUCGCCAGCUGGCCAAUCGCCUUCGCGAGUCUACUCGACCCUUUUCGAGCAGCAAGAACCGACCUCGGGCGAGGUCAAGCCCACAGAAACUGCAGAAUCCGGUACAGCAGCAUCCAUAGCCGUGCAGCUCCCGCCACCGAUGCAGUCAGAAUCAAGCAGCGCAUCCUUCAUCGAAUCGACCACUUCCGAGGCUCCAACAGAUGCGUCCAAGCGUAGCGCCUCGACAGUGAGCACGGCGCCAACGGAAUCUUCCUUGUCGAAUUCACGCCCGCCUUCGCAUUUCAAGGAGCAAACACAGGAGCGGGAGCGCGAUGCUUCACGCGACGCCGAAUCAGAUCAGCCAAAGCGGACGCUUAACGUCGAGCCGGGAGUUGAUGUGAUUCAAUUCGAGCAGCCUGCUCUUCCCGCUGUUGAAGCCGUCAAGGUCUAA
Dissoconium aciculare CBS 342.82 is the source of this 1446-nucleotide messenger RNA. RefSeq lists its product as uncharacterized. The transcript has a single exon. The coding region runs from base 1 to 1446 and encodes 481 amino acids. The record is from RefSeq and is a predicted model, not a curated record. NCBI's taxonomy places the organism in Eukaryota, Fungi, Ascomycota, Dothideomycetes, Mycosphaerellales, Dissoconiaceae.